CAAAUGCACUUUUCACAGUGUGUACAUCAGUUAAGGUUAGGUUAGGUUAGGCAUAAUAUUAAAAUUGUUAUUUUCAAUUUAAAAUGUCUCAAUUUGGAACGGUCAAACGGUUAAAAUAAAUAUUAAAAAAAGGUGUACAUUAAAAUGUCUCGAUUCGGUUUGCAUAUGGAAAACAAAAAUGGUAUUUUCCAUUUCUGUGAGAUCAAAUUUAUUCCAAUGAGUUGAAAAGGUUGGUCGUCACAUACCUGGUAGGGCCCUUAGGAAAGUGAAUACAUUAUUAUUACCAAUAUUGUCAACGAAGCUAUGUACACAUAUACAAUCAAUUUUUUCAAUAUGUUUCAAAGGAAAAAGUCAGACUGGGUUAAAUCUGGUGACCUGGGAGGCCAUCAUAAAAGAGAGAAAUCAUUAUCACCAGCACGUCAAAUAUAAUGAAUUGGAACUGGAAGAAGAACAUUGUCAUUAAGAUAUCCGUAAAGGAAGCAGUCACACGUUGUCUUGUGUACAUUAUUAGAAAUCAACAUUGUCGAUCGACUGAUAUAGAACUUGACAAGCAACCUCCUCAAUGUUUCCCUAUUGUAUUAAAUCUGGAUAACUGGGUGGGAAAGCGAGUACAUUAAAACAAAUAUAUUGCUAACACAUCGAUGUAGAAGUACAGAAGGCAAAAAUCACAAAACGUUAAAUGCAAUGCCUUGUAAGGCCUGGUUAAGAAUGCGGUUGCAUUAUGACCAGCAUCGCCCAUUGAGGAAUAAGUUUGUUUUUAACGUAAAAUGCUUCGUUGAUAAGGCAAAUAUUUGGCGUAUCGGCUUCUAACAGAAAAAAAUUCCUUAUCUUACAAGACGCAGAAACUAUUUUUUGGUUUUACCUUUAUUUAGGAUCAGACUUAACGGAACUAGCCAAGGAUAACUGCCACGCUUCUUGAUUUUAAAAUUUUGAAUAUGUUAAUCAUUAUUAUAUUUUGUAUGAAUCGAGAUUUGAAAUUGUUAAAUCUUUUGUUGUAUUUUAAUGUGUGUUUUAAUAACUUAUCUUUUGCCACUUAUUUCAUUUUGUGUAUAAUAUUAAUGUUUAUUAUUCUUUAUCAAUUUUAUUGAAAGGUUUAAGUAUUGCGCAGGAAAAUAUCGAAGUUGACGAUUGUAUUGGUAUGAUGGGUUUUAACUAAGAAAGUGUUAAGAUUAUACGCCUAUAUUACACACAUUACACCAAUUAAAUAUAAAGUUUUUGUGAUUCCGAUCAUUUUUCGUGACCAUACUAACAUUGAAAUUUAGUGCUGUGAUUAAAAAGAUGGAUUUUGAUGAAAAAAAUAUCGAAAUUCAAGGAUUUUUGCAAUACCUACAAAAUGGCAAAGAAAAAAGCAGUUCGAUACAUGCACAAGAACAACACGAAGACAUCAUUCAAAAAUGUAUAGGAGUGUUAGGAAAAUGGCACUUAUGGAUAUGUUUUAUAAUAUUCCUAGUAAAAUUUGGGGUUGCUUGGCACCAGCUUAGUAUAGUAUUUUUAGCACCUCCCGUGAGCUAUAGCUGUGUCAAUAACGAAACAGACGUAUGUUCAAAUAAAUGUUCUCGUCACAUUUACGAUAUGUCGGUGUUCACAAACACAAUAACCUCGGAAUGGGAUCUAAUAUGCUCCAAAUCGUACCUUGUCAGCUUGACUCAAACAUUGACGAUGUUAGGAAUUUUAGUUGGAAAUAUGUUAUUUGGAUGUUUGUCAGAUAAGUAUGGUAGAAAAUCACCUCUUGUUUUUGCAGUAACCCUGCAAGGAUUCGCAGGAUUAGGUGCAGCUUUUUCUCCCUGGUUUUCUUUAUUUCUAGUCAUGAAGUUUUUAUCUGCUGUUGCUACAGGCGGUACUAUGAUAACCAGUUUUGUUUUUGUCAUGGAGAUUAUUGGUACCGAAUGGAGGACAGUUCUGGGCAUCUUGUACCAAAUACCUUUUAAUUGCGGUCAUCUUUUAAUGCCUUUGUUCAGUUAUUACGUGAGAGAUUGGAGGAAUUUCCAAAUAAUUAUAUCAGCACCAUCGCUACUUUUAAUAUCUUAUUAUUGGUUACUUCCCGAAUCUCCAAGGUGGCAAUUAGCUGUUGGAAAAGAAAAUAUUGCAAUUACAACAUUAACAAAAGCAGCCAAAUGGAAUAAAUUACCUACCGAAAAUAUCGGACGAAACGUUAACCAAUAUUUAGCUCACAAGAACGUCGGUAGCAAUGAAAUUCAUAAAGGAAACAUUUUGGAUUUGGUUCGAACACCUAUUAUGAGAAUGUAUACGAUAGCUGUCGGAUUUAACUGGUUCGUGUGCGGAUUUUGUUUCUUUGGAGUAUCUCAAUUCAUUGGUCAACUUGGAGGAAAUAUUUUUAUUAACGUAGCAAUAUCGGCCAUUAUUCAAGUCCCUAGUACAAUUUUCGCUUGUUACGCUACUAAAGCUUGGGGAAGAAAAAAAACUUUACUCAUAGCUAAUAUCAUUACUGGUAUAGCUAUAUUCGUAAUGGGAUUUGUACCUAGAGAUCCAAGUUGGAUUAAAACGACUUUAUCAUCAAUAGGGAUGUUUGGCCUGGCAUUAUCUUUUCCCACGGUAUACAUUUACUCGGGGGAACUAUUCCCAACAAUAGUAAGAAACAUAGGUGUAGGCACAGCAUCAAUGUGUGCUAGAAUAGGAUCGAUGAUAGCACCUUUUGUAGCAGGUAUAGUUGAGCCGUGGAUUCCAUCAGUCAUAUUUGGAAUAUUACCAUUAAUAGGAGCAGUUUUGUGUUUGAAGUUACCAGAAACCCUUGAUUGCAAACUACCUGAUGAUAUAGAAGAGGCUGAGGCACUAGCAGGAACAUCUAAGAAAAAUUCAAAUACAUUGGCGCUCUGAUUGUUAGAACUAGUUAAAUUAUCGAAAAAAGCUUUAGAUCAAUCAUUAAAAUAAGAAAUAAAAUAUUUAUUGGGUAAAAACGGGUUAUACUACGCACUUAUUAAAGUAAAAAACGAUAUAGAUAUAGGUAAUACAACAUAUUAAAGCAAAUCAAAAUCAAAUUAAAAAAUAGAACACGCAGUGCAGAUGCAGAAAACUGCAUAUGUGCUAUAUUAGGUGCCCGAAAGGCAGAGUCUGCAAAUGUAUUACUAAGAGUGCGUAUUCAUGUGUUUUGUUAACUAUUGGGUUUUCAGAAACUACGGUCGGAUUAACACGAUCAUGACAUGAAUGUUCGGAAAGUAAUCACUUUUAAUUUGAAAUUUGUACCUUUCCUCAACUGAUAAAGAUCUCAUUUUGGCUGAUAUUGAUCUACCUAAUACAGGAUCGUAGUUUCCGGAAAGCUCUUAUAUAUUCCAUAUAUAAAUCAGUGUUUUAAAUGAAGAGUUCAUUUAUAUUGCAUAAACCAUAUUUUGUAUAAUUAGAUAUUGAAAUAUAUAUUUUUCUUUUUAGUA
This is a messenger RNA of Diorhabda sublineata, 3386 nucleotides long. RefSeq names its product organic cation transporter protein-like. The record is from RefSeq and is a predicted model, not a curated record. Bases 1279 to 2835 code for a protein of 518 amino acids. Lineage: Eukaryota; Metazoa; Arthropoda; Insecta; Coleoptera; Chrysomelidae. Gene Ontology annotation, molecular function: transmembrane transporter activity. Gene Ontology annotation, biological process: transmembrane transport. The transcript has 6 exons. Gene Ontology annotation, cellular component: membrane.